UUUUGUAGUGUAGUGUAGUAACUUGAGCAAAAGAAUGUUGUUAUUGUAGUGUAGUAACUUGGGCAAAAGAGUGUACUAUGUAGCUUCUUAAGCAUUCUUUGAGUAAUUGCUGAUUCCAUGCAUCAGUCAACAAUCGUUAUAAUUUAGUUAUUAAGGGUUUGACGCUACAUCAUGAAUUCAAUUUGAUAUUGAAGUAUUUAAUUAUAAUGAACAUACAUCUUAACUUAUAUAUAUUUCUUCAGCAAAUUAAGAGGCACUAAUAGUUUGGGUUUACAUUUGUUUCAUGCGUCUUUUUAUUAUAAACGUUAGCAUCCAAAUUUCGUUUAAAAACAUGUACUCAAACCUGGGAUUGUUGUUCGUCGCCUCAGCUUUCCGUAAGUAAGCCCGGACUGUGUUUUCUUGGUUCUCAUCAAACAUUGGAAUCAGCCGACGAAUCUUUGUUCAUCAGUGGUACAUUGCAGAAAAAAGUAUAUGAUGCAUCAUUUGGUAUCCAAGGUUUCGAAGAGGGCAUUUUCUUCGGUGGAAGCUCUCUGCCGCAGUGCUUCGGGUUCCACUAUAUUGACAAACCGUUAUCUUUAUACCAUCUCCGCUCUGCCAAGAAAGUUUGAGAAUACAAAAACCAUUGCUAUUCCUAGCGAUUUCUCUAUUCGAGGAUCACUGGGGUUCUGCAGGAUGAUGAGUUUUGCAACUGGGUUCACACCCUUGCAGCCAAAGCCUUUGGAGUCAAUUCUUGAUCUUGACAGGGCUAGGAACAAAUCCGCCGAAGAACUUGCUGACAUUUGGGAUGAUUAUCACUUGGGAAGAGGUCAUAUUGGUGUGUCCAUGAAAGCAAAAUUGUACCACCUGUUGGAGCAAAGAACUGCAGAUUGCCGUUAUUUUGUGGUUCCAUUGUGGAAAGGAAGCGGGUAUACAACAAUGUUUUUACAAGUUCAGAUGCCACACAUGCUUUUCACUGGUCUUGAAGAUUAUAAAGCGAGGGGGACACAAGCUGCUCCAUACUUCACUGCUACAUACUACAGAGAAUUUGCAGAUAGCAAGGACAUGGUGCUUAUUCGUGGCGAUGUUGUGUUUACUAGCAAGCUGAGCGACGCAGAGGCAAAAUGGCUUUUGGAGACUGCACAAUCGUUUUACCUGAAUGAUGUCAGGUACAAACUAGUCGAGCGUUUCAACAAACAAACACGUGAAUUUGAGUUCAAAGACGUUUUGCGAGCGCUAGAUAUGCCAGUAUUGUAAUCGAAGCAAAGAAUAUUUCUUUUGGAGCUAUAAAGAGACGCAGGUAGCAGAUGAAUAAAAUGAUUGGAGAAAAACCAGCUUAUACCUAUUCUACUUCCAACCUUCUGUAUCGCUUCGGUUUUGUUUGGAGUUCUGAAACACAUAAUAUAACGUUAUAGCUCUUUCAGGUUGUCUUCUGUAUCUUAGGCACUGACAUCUUUGCAGAGGCUCUAGCAUUCUUUGAAAUUUUCAAUUAUUGAGGUUACAUCUUUGAUUAAUUUGAGGUGGAUGUUUUAGA
Sesamum indicum (sesame) is the source of this 1510-nucleotide messenger RNA. Its product is annotated as ATP synthase F1 complex assembly factor. Gene Ontology annotation, biological process: mitochondrial proton-transporting ATP synthase complex assembly. The record is from RefSeq and is a predicted model, not a curated record. NCBI's taxonomy places the organism in Eukaryota, Viridiplantae, Streptophyta, Magnoliopsida, Lamiales, Pedaliaceae. Gene Ontology annotation, cellular component: mitochondrion.